AUGAAUCCUCUUUUGUACAGACCACCCCCAAAUCCUCACUUCCCUAUAAUGCCGUAUUUAGCCGGGCCUUUACCGCAGAGGCGUGAUAUUCAGGAAGAGGAAGAUUUGGCAAGCGUGGCGUUACAAGUGCAAAAAAAGCGUUUUUAUGUAGAUGUAAAGAGAAAUAGAAGGGGUAUCUUCAUGAAAAUUGCUGAAGUUGGUUCUGACGGUCGGAAAGCUAGAAUUCUGUUAACAUUACAGGCUGCAGUUGAAAUCAAAGAUAAGCUGAAAGAUCUUAUCGAUGUUCUUAAGGAGAUAAGGACAAGUGAGGAAGAAAGCUCCGGGGCACAAAACUCAGAUGAAAGCAAAACUCCAGACGCACAGGCUACAAACAGUCUAAUUAAAUCUCACAUAGUUAAUUAUCCUUACCGGCGUUAUUUCCUCGAUCUUAAACGUAACAAAAGAGGACAUUUCCUUAGGUUGACGAUGCUGUCCACCUUGAACAGAAUACAACUAGCUAUUCCGUCCCAAGGUAUGACGGAUCUAUACAAUGCUAUCAGUGAUAUGUUGGACAAAUGGUGGGACGGUUCAGAAGCUAAUGAAAACAAAUCUAUCAACUUACCAGAGUCCAAGUCCCUAAGGUUUGACAAUCGAACUUUAUACUUCGACUCUUCUUUCAACCGUUUUGGAGCAUAUCUGCGUAUUUCGGAAGUCCGGACUGCGUCGAGGACUGCUAUAACUAUUCCAGGCCGUUCGCUCACUCGCUUCAGGGAUAUCAUCAAUGGAUUAACUGAAGACUUAUCCAAUGUUAAGAUCAACAAAAAUUCUGAUGAGCAAACACCGAGUAGUGAAAACCCUGAUACUCCUGAUAAUACUGAGUCAAGUGAACCCCUUGUAAAUGGUGAAGCUUCAUAG
This is a messenger RNA of Trichobilharzia regenti, 894 nucleotides long. The record is from the annotation of a GenBank genome assembly. NCBI's taxonomy places the organism in Eukaryota, Metazoa, Platyhelminthes, Trematoda, Strigeidida, Schistosomatidae.